Molecule: messenger RNA, 1880 nt
Organism: Xyrauchen texanus (razorback sucker)
Lineage: Eukaryota; Metazoa; Chordata; Actinopteri; Cypriniformes; Catostomidae
Gene: qpctlb
Product: glutaminyl-peptide cyclotransferase-like b
Exons: 7
Coding region: 1-1179 (392 amino acids)
Molecular function (GO): glutaminyl-peptide cyclotransferase activity; zinc ion binding
Source: RefSeq, a predicted model, not a curated record
AUGAACAGCAUAAGGUAUAAAGCAGCGAUUUUGAGAUUAAGCUGCUCUGUCUGGCGCUGUGACCAGCCGUGGACGAUGUGUCGCGUGCGAUUACUGCUGCUGUGCUUGUGCGUGCUGGUGGCCAUGACAUUAACUCUGGCGAUAUCACUAUCUAACCACCAAACAACAGAUUAUGAUUUGCUUCCCAGACCACCCAAUCUGUUCAAAGAUAAACUGAAUCACCAGCCAGGUAGGCCUACUGUUGCCCAGGUGAAGCGGCUCAUCUCACAAGUGAACUGGGCAAGAUUGUGGUAUUCCCAUCUGCAACCCAUUCUCACUGAACGACAGCCAGGGAGUCGCGGAAGCCGGACUGUUCGAAAACACAUCUUCUCUCUACUGGACUCUCUAUCUGCGGACUGGUCUGUAGAAGUGGACUCCUUUAUCUCUGAAACCCCUCAUGGCCCUGUUAGUUUCUCUAAUGUUCUGGCCGUGUUAGACCCCAUGGCUCCUCGCAGAUUGCUUUUGGCUUGUCAUUAUGACUCAAAAUCCAUACCUGCAGAUCCCAGUGAGCCAAAGAAGGUGUUUGUGGGUGCCAUUGAUUCCGCCGUACCCUGUGCUAUGAUGCUGGAGCUGGUCACUGCUUUGGACCCACACUUAAAAAAGCACAAGCAACUGAUGUCUCAGGUAACCCUGCAGUUGGUCUUCUUUGAUGGAGGAGAGGCUUUUGAGCAGUGGAGUCCAUCAGACUCACUAUAUGGUUCACGCCACCUUGCAGACCACAUGUCCCGCAUUCCUCACCCUCCAGGAUCUGAACAUACUACGCUACUAAAUGCUGUGGAUCUCCUUGUUCUUUUGGACCUCAUUGGUGCGCCAGAUCCCAUGAUAGUGAAUCAUUUUGAUAACACAGCACGUUGGUUUGACCGCCUUAUUGCUGCAGAGAAGAGACUUCAUCAUCUGGGCCUCCUGACUUCCCAUUCCAAUGAGCAGAGUUAUUUCAGGAAGGAUGUGAACAUGGGGCCGGUUGAAGAUGAUCAUCUUCCUUUCCUUGAUAGAGGAGUUCCAGUGCUGCAUAUUAUUGCUACGCCUUUCCCUUUCUUCCUGCACACGAUGGAGGACACAGCGGACAAGAUUCAUAGCCAUACGGUGGAAAAUCUCACAAAAGUCCUUGUGGUCUUUCUGGCAGAAUAUCUACGGCUCUAGGUGUGCUAUAAAGUUACAGCCAACCACAUCUGUCAUGGAAUAGACUAUACCUCAGCUUCAUUGCUUUAGGAUAUCUGACAUCAGUGGCUAUUAUCACUGUAUUCUUACUGUACUGUAUAAUCUCAGGCUGCUAACCUAUAUCCUGACAUAUGCUUGGAUUUUCUAUCAUAUUGUCAUGUAUUGUGACUAGGGCUGGGUAUUGAUACAGAUUUCUCGACUCGAAGUUCUUGAUUCGAUUUCUAUUCGAUAACAAUUUAUAUGGGUAUAUUUAAGUUAUAUUGCCCCUUUUGCUGAAAGAAAUUCUCCCUCAGCUAAUGCCGUUAAUUAUACAGGAGACCUUCUAACUAGGUACAUUUCCGAAUUAUUUUACUUAUUUGUUUACCCUUAUCUGUCAUAAUUUUGGUCACAUUUUGGCUUUUUAAAAAUUAAAAAAUCCCUUUAUUCAACCAAUAAAUUAGAUAUUAUAUUUAUAUUUCAUAUUUAAUUUUUUGUUACAUGUUUAUUGCUUAAUUGCAUAACAGUAUUUACAUUGAUUUGUUGAACACGGUAUUCAAUCAAUAAAUUAGAUAUAAUAUUUAUAUUUCAUAUUUAAUUUUUUGUUACAUGUUUAUUGCUUAAUUGCAUAACAGUAUUUACAUUGAUUUGAAAAAAAAAACUGGCACUGUCUGUUUAACAAAACCGGCAUUUCUUAAAGAGUGUCU